AUGGAUCGUUGUUGUUCUUGCGGAGCUCGUUUAUUUAGAGCGUCUAGUUUUCGACGAUUAGCAUCACCGGUAUUUCGUAUGUCUGUGUCGAUACGUGUAUUGAAAACGCUUCCCUCGCACGCGAAAGUUUGUAAUAAAUGUCGCCAGUCAUAUGCGUAUUGGAAAAGAUGUAAUCCGGAAUUUACAAAUAUUUUCGAUCGGAUCGAAGAAGAGUUUGUUGAAAAUGCUGAAUCAGAGGAUGAUGAGGUAGAAGAUAUGGAUACCAAUGUUUGCUCUGUGGUAAGAAAUUCAUCAGACAAAGAAUGUCAAACUAUAGAACAGGCUGCUGCAGACAAACAAUGUCAAACUAUAGAACAGGACGAUGGAGCGCCGAGUAUUACGUUGCCGCUUAAUUGUACAGUUUGCUCUCAUAAAACGUGUUGUAUUUGUCGGGCUCAUAUUGAUGGUUCGUCAAAGACCGUAGCAGUUGAAGAUCGAAAUAUGAUUUUUCUAACGAAAAAUGUUAUGAUACGUGAAGGUUCAAG
Molecule: messenger RNA, 524 nt
Organism: Didymodactylos carnosus
Lineage: Eukaryota; Metazoa; Rotifera; Eurotatoria; Philodinida; Philodinidae
Source: the annotation of a GenBank genome assembly